Messenger RNA from Onychostruthus taczanowskii (white-rumped snowfinch), 810 nucleotides. It is a transcript of the gene AQP5, whose product is annotated as aquaporin 5. Gene Ontology annotation, cellular component: plasma membrane; apical plasma membrane. The transcript has 4 exons. The record is from RefSeq and is a predicted model, not a curated record. Gene Ontology annotation, biological process: transmembrane transport. The coding region runs from base 16 to 810 and encodes 264 amino acids. NCBI's taxonomy places the organism in Eukaryota, Metazoa, Chordata, Aves, Passeriformes, Passeridae. Gene Ontology annotation, molecular function: water channel activity.
CCACCUGCUCCCACCAUGAAGAAGGAAAUACUAACCCUGGCUUUUGCUCGAGCCGUCUUUGUGGAGUUCCUCUGCACACUCAUCUUCGUCUUCAUCGGGCUGGGCUCGGCACUGAAGUGGCCGUCGGCGCUGCCCAGCAUCCUGCAGAUCGCGCUGGCCUUCGGGCUGGCCAUCGGCACCUUGGUGCAGGCCUUCGGUCACAUCAGCGGCGCCCACAUCAACCCCGCCGUGACCAUCGCCUUCUUCGUAGGCAACCAGAUCUCCCUGCUCCGCACGCUGCUCUACGUCGUGGCCCAGCUGGUCGGGGCCAUCGCCGGCGCCGGGAUCCUCUAUGGCGUCACCCCUGCCAACACCCGCGGCAACCUGGCCAUCAACGCACUCAACAACAACAUAACCCCAGGCCAGGCCCUGGUGGUGGAGAUCAUCCUCACCUUCCAGCUGGCCGCUUGCAUCUUUGCAUCCACGGACAACCGGCGCAACGGCGUCGGCUCCCCAGCACUGUCCAUCGGCCUCUCGGUCACCCUGGGCCACCUGGUGGGGAUUUACUUCACCGGCUGCUCCAUGAACCCUGCACGCUCCUUCGGGCCCGCCGUUGUCACCAGGAGGUUCAGCCCCGUGCACUGGGUGUUCUGGGUUGGGCCCAUCCUUGGGGCUUGCUUGGCCUCCCUGCUCUACUUCUACAUCCUGGUCCCCUACUGCAUGAACAUGUCUGACAGGGUGGCCAUCAUCAAGGGCACCUACGAGUCCGAGGAGGAGUGGGAAGAGCAGCGGGAGGAGAGGAAGAAGUCCAUGGAGCUGACCCCGCCAUAA